This is a messenger RNA of Cyprinodon tularosa, 1906 nucleotides long. RefSeq names its product olfactory receptor 2K2-like. Gene Ontology annotation, cellular component: membrane. Gene Ontology annotation, biological process: G protein-coupled receptor signaling pathway. Gene Ontology annotation, molecular function: olfactory receptor activity; G protein-coupled receptor activity. The record is from RefSeq and is a predicted model, not a curated record. The transcript has 4 exons. Lineage: Eukaryota; Metazoa; Chordata; Actinopteri; Cyprinodontiformes; Cyprinodontidae. The coding region runs from base 134 to 1141 and encodes 335 amino acids.
UCAGAGAGGAAACUGACUUCAUGCUCACAUGUAGAGUAGUGAUUGUUAGAUGUUAUCAUAAAAUCUAUGUUGGUAAUGCUUCUGUUUAGAUAUUUUCAUUUUUUAAUGCUGUCGGUAUUUCAACAUUAUCUGCAUGAUUUGGAGAGCUGUCCUGCUUUGGAUGGAGAACCAAACAACUCCUCUCAAACAGCCGAUUGUUUUUGACCUUGAAGGCUUUGAUGUACAGCCAGGCAAUGGAACCUUCUUGUUUCUGCUGGCUUUGCUUGCCUACAUAGUGGUGCUGCUGGGGAACGGUGUGGUGAUCUGUGUUAUUAUGACAGACAGGAACCUGCAUAGACCCAUGUUUGUCAUGAUCUGUCACCUGGUGGUCUGUGAUCUGCUGGGUGCCACAAUGGUGCUUCCUCGUCUCAUGAUGAAUUUGUUAAUGGGGAUAAAGAAGAUUGCCUACAUCUCAGCCAUCGCUCAGGCCUUUUGUGCUCACACAUACGGUGCAGCAAUGCUGACUAUUUUAAGUGUGAUGGCCUAUGACAGGUAUAUUGCAGUGUGUGAGCCUCUGAGGUAUCUCUCCAUCAUGACAUCAGCUCGACUGCACUGCUGCUGCACUCUGGCCUGGAUUGUUGCCCUGUUGCUUAUUUCUGUGCUCUUCUCCUUCCACAUGAACGUCCCGCUGUGUGGCAGAACGAUCAAUCAACUAUAUUGUAGCAACCGGGGUAUCCUAAACCUGGCCUGCAUUCCCACUCCUGUCAGUAAUAUCUAUGGUUUAGCCAUGACCUGGUCUUUAAGUACAGUGACCUUUAUUCUCAUCGCUUUUUCCUACAUCAGAAUCCUAAGUGUUGCCAUAAAACAAGGAAGAACAGACACCAGCCUCCGUAUCAAAGCCUUUCAGACCUGUGCUCCACACAUUGUUGUAUACGUGCUCUUUCAAAUCGCUUCAUUGAUUGUGAUUGUGAGUUACCGUUUCCCCUCCCUUUCCCAAAAUAUUAAGAAGUUCUUCAGCAUCCUCAUCUUCAUCAUUCCCCCAAUCAUGAACCCCAUCAUCUACGGACUGGUCAGUAAAGACUUGAGGGUCAGCUUCAUCAAACAUUUCUCUAAUCGAUUGACAACAUUACCUAGUCGUGCUGUAGCUGGUGUUAUUAGAUAGUUUAAGUCCUGUGGUGGAACUGAAGCUUAUCCUAGAUGCUAAAGCGAGUAUAUAAAGACUCAUGUUUAAAUAGGACACAGUUCAGUUGGCGUCUGUGAAACUAGAAUUCACAGACACUGGGGUGAAGCUAUUUCAGAACUGGACAGCUUAAUCCAGGGCUGUUAAGGAGCUAAGGCAUUAAAACAAUAAUUAUCACUGUCUUUUUGUAAUGCAUGUGCACUCAGGCCUUCACAGUCACAUCCCACAGACAACCCCAGAGAUUCUUGCUUAGCUUCCCUGUACCUUAUCCAUAGCUGGAAGAAUCCCUGCCCCUUUUAUCAUCACACGGUAAACCUUCAGUCCAGAACUCAGAACGAUAUGAAUAAUGAUAGCAGUGAUUGUUCAAAUGCACACUCAAAAAAUCGUCUUCAGCCAAAAAACAAAGAACACAAAGAUACCGAAGCAGAUUAUAAGAAUGAACAUUUUCCAUUCAUUUAAAUGUCUAUCUCAGAUGUAAUGAUCAAAUUGUACUUUUAUGAUCUUAAGUUUUCAUUAAGACCACUUAUGACCUUGAUCACAACAUAGACACACAGCUUUGAACCAGUAGUUUCAUGCAGACUAAUACUCAGUUGCUGUUUUAUUUUAGAACUUCUUUGUCACUUCUGUUUGUCCUUUUUAAAUAACAUAUAUCAUUUUGUCAUUAAUUGUUGUUGUUAAAUCAUUACAAUGUAGUCCUAAAUUUGUAAGACAGGAUAAGAUGCAGUGAUGUUACAUUAAAACUAGCCC